Messenger RNA from Tympanuchus pallidicinctus (lesser prairie-chicken), 5174 nucleotides. RefSeq lists its product as uncharacterized. The record is from RefSeq and is a predicted model, not a curated record. Lineage: Eukaryota; Metazoa; Chordata; Aves; Galliformes; Phasianidae. The coding region runs from base 1158 to 5051 and encodes 1297 amino acids. Gene Ontology annotation, molecular function: protein binding. The transcript has 12 exons.
AACAUAAUAGUUUUCAUUAUGAACAAUGCCAAAAAUAACCUUAAAUUAUAAUUCUCACCUAUUUAAUAUAAAGCACAAAAAUAAAAAUAAAAACACAGCAUAGUCAUCUUGUUUACCUUGAUCUUAUAUCUUUGGCCUCUCAGUAUAAUCUGCUGUCCUGUCAGUAGGAGAAACCUUGGCCUGCAACUGACCAUUUCUGAUGCAUGAUUUCCCUGAUGCAUGGGCAGGUUGUUAAGUUUCAGAAGUUACCAAACAAUUUCCCACAGUUCUGACAUGCAGAGAACCAGCACUAUCUAUCUUGAAAACCUUCAAAUUAUUCCAUGCCACUAAAAGCUUUUUGAAAAGUAACAGAACCAGUGACUAUCUCAGAUCAGGAUAUACUCUGCAAAGUUGUGUGAUUUUCUGUCAUUACAACAACAUACAAAAUAUGCAAUUGCAACUAUGACAAGAAAGGCAGUUUCACUUGAAGUGGUCCACAACUCUGUAUAACUUCUUGAAAUUGCAGCAUCUUUCAGGCAGUGUUUCCUCACUUCUUUUCAGUGUUAUUCAGUGUUUUGGCUUCUCCAUAAAUCUUCAGGCAUACUAAUCUUAUCCUCAAAGCCAUUAUAAUUGAAAUCUUCUCCCAGCUGGGUAUUGUCAUGCAUUUUAUUCUUCUCAAAAAUAAAUUCCUUCAAUACUUGUAGGACAUUAAUACACAUUACCCUGCCCUGUAAGAUGCAUUCAGCGUUUUUUAAAUUCAUAUGUUCAUUUUUUUUAAAGAAAAAGAAUAGUAAUCUAUGUAGUGCAUACAGCUGUACAACUAACUACUGUAGAAAAACACUAAUGUAAGAUAGGCAGCAUUGCUCUUCAUCUGAAAAUAAUUUUAAGCAGUAUUUUAAUUAAGGGAUGUAGUGUCUUAGGUAUCUUUUCAUCAAAGAUGCCUAACAGCCAUUUUAAGAUAUUACUUAGAAAUCUUUGAAAAUUUGGUCCAAAGGAAGAGUAAAAAAUAGCUGCAUUAGUAUCUGUUUUAGCAUUUCUUUAUUUUUUAUGCAGGAGAAAAGCCAAGUCAGAGAGCCUGAAAGUUAGAGAGCAAAAAUAUUUUGGAGAAACUUUCUCACAGUACAUCAUUUUCCCUCCCACACAGAAGAGUGGAACCCAGAUGCCCUCAGGUCUUAGGAAUGAGUAGAAAAAGAAGAAAAAGCUACAAGGGCAGAAAGAGCUCUGAUUCCAGAGAAUAUGAACAGUUGUCAGUCACUUGUAAAUGCCAACAAAAUGUACAAAAUCUUGAAAAUAAAGCAGAUGAGUCUUUGGCUUACUUUCCUGAGCCACUGGAAGUAAAGGGUUCUGAAGAAAAUGGGAAAGAUCAUGAAAUCAAGAAUCGGAGUAGCCCAGAUGCAUCUGAAGACAGAGAACUUGACAACGCCUCAGAUACCAAAAAAGAAGGAAAGAAGGAAAAGAACUGCACUCCUCAAGUGUUCUCUCCUCAGCAAAAUGAAAUCGUAGCUACAGUAACUUUUGGCGAAUCAGAGGAUUCAUCCAUGGGAAAAAUUACAGUGUGGGGCAAACCAGACUCUGCAGAGUCUGCUAGAGUGGUUACUGGAAGAAUUAAUGCAGAAGUAAGUUAUGGCUCCUUUAAGGUGAAAGUCGAAAUUAAGAAUAUUUCUUUGUUUGAUUCUGGAACAAACCUUGUGACUGAGAAAAAGAAAUGUUCGAAGAACAGUAAACAUUGUCAUGAAAGACAAUACCAGAAAAGCCAGUGUUCAAGUUGUCCAAAGUACCAGAGUCCACCAGCUGACCACCUAGUAGUAGACAUUGGGGAAUAUAAGGAAUCCUUUGCACACAAAAUUCAAACUACUGUCAACAAAAAUUCCUUCCUGAAAAUGGACAUUGAAGGAAAGAAUAUUAAAAUGGAGUAUACUAACAGAAAGAAAAAUCUAAAAGUUAACAUCAAACCUGGAGAACAGGUGCAAAGGAAAACUUGCAACAGAGAACAUGAAGAUACAUACUGUAGUGAAACAGAUUAUUCUGUGAAAAAGGCACCUCUUAAUACAGAUUGUGAGACAUGUUUUUGCUUUCAUGAAAAAGAAGACACUGCAUUCCAGGAUGGAUACAUACUUCUCCCUCCACCUAAAGAAUUUGCUGACUGUGACAAAAUGCAUCUAGAUACUGUCACAGAGGGUGUCUCUUCAUACCCUGUUAAUGACAGAAAGGAAUCUGACAGCUUCUCCACAGCCUUGAGAAUUUGGGAGGGAGAAAAUUAUUUCAGUAAACAUAACAAAAACAAAUAUGAAGGCCACAACAAUGAAAAGGAAGAUUUCUCAAAGGAUAAAAUACUUUUCUCAAAAAUGAAUAAUGCAAACUGUCUUGUAGCUAGCAAUACCUUGAAUAAUUCAAAUGUUGGGAAGGAAUACACCAACAGGAAUAGUGCAGCAGGUCAAGAAAGAAAUAACAUUAACAAGCGCAAUGACACAGGUCAAAAACCAGCAAGAAGAAAGUCUUUCCCAGAUACUACCCUUGAUGUGACAUCACCAGUUCAUCCUAGGAGGGAUUCUGGCUUUUAUUCAUUGCCAUCCUUAUCCUUAAAAGUACUGCCUAAGGAGACAAAAGCAGAUAUCUGUUUCAAGAACUCACUUGUUCAUACCAGCUGUACAGAACUUUCUAAAUGCCCUGACUUGACCUCAUCACUAAAAAGUUUGAAUGCUCUUAAGUCUUCAUAUCAGUAUGCUUUCACUUCAUUUGAUCAUAAUGUUACCAUUUAUCCAUCUGAACCUGAUGAAAGUCUAGAUGACACUUGUUUACUGAAUCACUAUGCAGACUAUGUGGAGCAAGGUGAGGAAAUAGAAGAAACAGUAAUGGAGAGUCUUCACUCCCUUGAAACCAUUAGCGAGAAGAAAGAAACUGAAUAUGCCGAGCCUCUGAAAAAUCUAGCCAUAUGGGAGGAAGAUAGUGAGUCUACUGAAGAUGCUUUAGAUGAAGAAACACCGGAGCACCAUCCAGAAAAGAAUCUAGAUUUGCAGAAUAAAGCUCAGCUCAUACAGGUCUUUCCACCUUCCAGAACUCCUUCAGGAGAAUUUUUUAUUGACAAGGAAAGGUCUGAUUAUGCUUCUACAGAGUGCAUUCCAAACCAACUUUCAGCCAUACAGCAGAAUGUUCAGCCACUCCCUGCAGAGAUUGAAGGGAUAAGGAAAAGAAGAGGAUCAGUAAUGACUGUAAUAACUGGAGAACUAGAACGACGAAUCAUUGUCCAAGGUGAUAAUAAAUUGGUACCUGAUCACUUUGGCUCUGUGGUAAGAAAAGAGCCUAAUCUUUCCUGUAGUGUGCAAGAAAAAUCUAUGCUUUCACACUUGAUAUUGGAUCUCAAGGAGCACAACAUAGAUAACGAAUUAGAAAGCUUUUCUGAAAUACAAGACAUAUCUGGGGAUACCCCUGUUGAAGCCAGUUGCCAUAAUGAUUCAGCCCAGACUGCCAUGUUAUCUACCUCUUCAGCAUAUUCAGAAAAUAAAGAAAAUUUCACAGAACACUCAUACAUCAAGGAAAGAACAGAGGAUGUUUGCAGCAAACAGUCAACUGAUGAUAGCAUAAAAACAGACACUGAAGCGCAUCAUCUACCUCAGUUAGUCAAAUCCAGCUCUGAUGAAGUUGAGAAAAAGAUUGAAAUGAAAGAAGAUUCUCCCCCAUCAUCAGUAAAACAGAUUAGUCAGAAAGAUUUGAAAUCAGAAAUGAAUAAAAACAGAAAGCUACCUGUGCUGAAAGACACCAGAGCUAGCGAUAGCUCCCAGGAAGAAGCAAUAGAUCAGUGGGCCAGGAGACGGAAACAGUUCAAAGACAGCAAAAAAUGCAGUUCAACUGGAGGAAGCUCCAUAAACAGCACUAUCACUGAAGGAUCAAUAAAUUCAGAGGAUGCUCGGUCAGUAGAUCUGGGACUACAUUCUGAAAAUGAUGACAGCGGUUUCUAUACAGAAAACUUUCAUUCUGCUGCAUGGGUUUUCAGAGGAGAUGAUGUGUCUCCAGAUAAUAGCCCUAGAUGUCUCAGCAAAAGACCUAGACCAGUGGCAAUUCGUGAAAGAACAGUGAAGAUUGCUAAAGGAACUGGAAAUUACCCUUGGGGAUUCCGGAUCCAGUUCUCAAAGCCUAUUCUUGUGACUGAAGUUGACACAAACAGUGCAGCUGAAGAAGCAGGGCUCCAAGUUGGGGAUAUUUUGAUAGCAGUCAACGGAACCGAUGUCACUAGCAUGCCACAUUCAGAAGCUGCCAAUCUGGCAAGGAAAGGCCCUGAUAUCCUAACUAUGGUGGUGGGAUCAGAUAUCAGCCGUUACCCUAACACUCCCAGGCCUACCUGCCGAGGAUAUUUGCACAAAAGAACACAAUCAGCAAUAUUGAAGGGAUGGAGGAAGAGGUGGUUUGUGCUGAAGCAUAAUGGUUAUCUCCACUAUUACAAACACAAGAAGGAUGAAGGGAAGUGCAGACCCUUGGAAGUAACAAAGUUGGAAGGAGCAGAAAUUGGUGUUGACACGAGUCUGGGUAAACCCUUUGUUUUUAAGUGCAUACCUCAAAGUGGAAACAGGAUUUUCUACUUCUGUGCGACUUCUAACCAAGAAAUGAAGAGGUGGCUGGAGGCUAUGGAAAAAGCAGUGCAUCCUGUCCAUCAGAACCACGUGUGGGUAGAUGUCACGCUGCAUAAUACUGCAUUGCCACCCUUAGCCAUCAAAAACCCAGAGUGUCUGGGGCUCCUCCACCAGCUGGACAGAAGCAAAGAUGCCUGGAUUCAACACUAUUGCAUUCUGAAGGAUGGCUGCUUGUACUUCUAUGCCACUCUCCGCUCCACACCUGCCCAAGGUGGCCUCUACCUUCAGGGAUAUAUUGUGAGUGAACAGUCUCUGGGAUCCAAGAGAUCAGUAAUUGAACUCAAACCUCCAUCUGAAGAAUUUAAAACUUUCUACUUAUGUGCCGAAAAUGUAAAUGAAAACAAAAGAUGGAUUACAGCUCUGAAGGCUUCAAUUAAUAAAUGGUUACCCCUACACCAGGCAAUCCAAGAUUUCAUGAACAGGCCACUGGAGGAGACAAGGAUGUGAGAAGAAAGAAUUUUUUUUCAUGCUGUGUCUUUUGGUUCAUCUAGAAAGAUGUUCUAGCAGUAGGUAAAUUUUAAUAUUAGUAUUCAAUCAUUAACAAAUAAAAAUUAAAGCAAUUUUGUCUUC